Rhodamnia argentea is the source of this 2543-nucleotide messenger RNA. RefSeq names its product probable protein phosphatase 2C 33. NCBI's taxonomy places the organism in Eukaryota, Viridiplantae, Streptophyta, Magnoliopsida, Myrtales, Myrtaceae. Gene Ontology annotation, molecular function: protein serine/threonine phosphatase activity. Gene Ontology annotation, biological process: protein dephosphorylation. The record is from RefSeq and is a predicted model, not a curated record. The transcript has 7 exons. The coding region runs from base 660 to 2240 and encodes 526 amino acids.
CUCUGUCUCUCUCUCUCUGUGCCCACUGGGUGUUUCUGGUGGAUCCUCAUUGGGAUGCUCUGUUUCUGCUUCAUCUUCACGGGACCUCUCAACUCCGUUUCUUUCUCAGCUUCAUUUGCUUGAUUUCGAGAAGCUUCGUGCUUUGAUUAUAGUUCUUGCGUCAGAGUCGCUUGCUUGCUUGCUUUGAUCUGCGAAGCAACGAGUGAUGCUGUGGGGCGGGGAUCUUUACCUCUCAGUGUAGACAUUUGAGUGAUGCAAGUUUGAUCGUGAUAGACGCGGUCGAGUGAUUGGUUGGAUCAACCGAGUUUUGUCCUUGAAGUGGUUUCUUCUGAAAGGUUACUGGAUUGGAUUUAAGGAUCAUCUCAUUCGUGUUUGGAAAGUGAAAAGAGAGAGGAGGAAAGAAAACAUUUUGCUGCAUACUAGCUUUUUGAAGGCCUUUUAUUGCUGCAAUUAGCUUGUGCCACAAGGUGGAUUUUUUUUUUGUUUCCCCAAUUUUUUUUUUCCGCGGCGGGUUAUGCGAGUGAAACAGGUUGCGAGCUUAAAAGGGUAUGUGGCAAUCUGCUAGAAUCCAGAUAGUAUUCUGAUGUACUUGUAGACUAAUGCUACUGUUGGGUUGUCAUUUAAGAAGCCUCAUGAAAUAAGGGCUGAUCAGCUGAUUAAUGUCUGAUUAUCGAGUUGUGAAUGCACGAGGUUGGAAUCCUUGCUUCCUGGUCGUAGCUGAGAGGGAGUCUAAUUGUGUGGCUGCUCUGGAGUGCUUAAUAAGCAUAAUCAGGGCCCUGAGAAUGGGGUCCUGCUUAUCCGUGGAAAGCAGGAGCCCUGUCCCCGGCUCACCAAUAUCUCCGGCACUGAGCGUUAGGAAGAGGAAAAACUCGAAGAAAAGACCAGGGUCGCGAAAUUCUUCCUUUGACUACCGGAGGGAGGAACCAUUGCAUAGGAUUCCUGGAAGGUUAUUUCUGAAUGGAUCAAGCGAAACUGCCUGCUUAUUUACUCGGCAAGGAAAGAAAGGGACCAAUCAAGAUGCCAUGAUUGUAUGGGAGAAUUUCUGCUCAAGGAAAGACACAGUUUUUUGUGGUGUCUUUGAUGGCCAUGGGCCCUAUGGUCAUAUGGUUGCAAAGAGAGUGAGAGAUUCACUUCCCCUAAAAUUGACUGCUCAUUGGGAAGUCUCUAUAAAAACUGCGGAUGCUCUCAAAGAAAUCAGCCUUAGUGCCUUGACGAGCAUGAAUUCUGAAGAUACUGCCUCAAUAUCUUUGGAUGAGGAAUCAAGGGUCUCUACUGACCUGGAGGAAACGGAAAAGCACCCUGAGGUCUUUCAGGCACUCAAAAAAUCAUUUUUGAAGUCUUUUAAAGUCAUGGACAGAGAGCUGAGGAUGCAUGCUGACAUUGAUUGCUUCUGCAGUGGGACAACAGCAGUGACGUUAGUCAAGCAGGGUCGAUACCUUGUGAUUGGCAAUGUUGGGGACUCCAGAGCUGUACUAGGUACACGAGAUGUAGAUAACUCUCUCACUGCAGUUCAGUUAACUGUUGAUCUCAAGCCUAAUCUUCCAGCGGAAGCAGAGAGAAUCCGGAAGUGUAGGGGACGGGUAUUCUCUCUUCUAGAUGAACCAGAAGUUGCUCGUGUCUGGUUACCACACAAUGACUCCCCUGGCCUUGCAAUGGCACGAGCUUUUGGUGAUUUCUGCCUUAAGGAUUUUGGUCUAAUCUCUGUACCUGAAAUAUCAUACCGAUGUCUAACAGAGAAGGAUGAAUUUGUUGUUCUGGCAACAGAUGGGGUCUGGGAUGUGUUGUCAAACAAGGAAGUGGUAGACAUUGUUGCUUCAGCCCCAGCACGUUCCUCUGCAGCUCGAACCUUGGUGGAGUCAGCAGUUCGGGCAUGGAAGUGCAAAUACCCCACUUCCAAAGUUGAUGACUGUGCUGUUGUUUGCCUCUUUCUGGACUCCGACAAUUUGUCCACAGCAUCCAAUUUAAAAUCCAAGGAACAACUUACUUUGGGGGAUCAAGUUGACACAAGCAGUAACAGAGAAAAGGUUGUUGCAAUGGCUGACCUCUGUGGAUCAGACGUGAUGGUUGAAGAUGGUAAAGAUUGUGCAUCUAGGCAUGAGGAGAUGCAUUCCAAAUCGGAGAAAGAUUGGUCUGCUCUUGAAGGAGUGUCUCGGGUAAACACUCUCUUGACUCUGCCGAGGUUUGUUGCUCAAAAGGAAACAAAGGCAGUUAGGGAUCCAAGGAGUCUCAAACAAUCAUAAAGAAGGUUUACCUCUGUCAUUCGCUUUUCAACACGUCGUUUUCUUUUCUCCCCUUUCCCGUUUCUUUGUCUGCAGAAUGGAUGGGAGAAAAGGAUACACAUUUAGGUUUGGCAAUUGUUCUGAACAGUUAGGCCCGGCUUUAUUAGCAUGCCUGGGACUGGGAGAAUGUCCAAUCUCUCGUUUUUGGUGUUGGAUGGAUGUGCAAUUUUGUAGAAAUCCUACUCUCCGCCGAUUGUUAUUUUCUAUAUACAGAACAUUUGUGCCUCACAAUUGUGCUGGAAAUCCAAUUAUUGGCAUGAAUGA